AUGACGUAUGGCAUCCCCAGCCGGCAGCAGUGCUGUCUUCAACAUCAGUCUUACCAGGGGCCAGAGCCAGAGACAGUGAGACAAAUGCGGAGCCAACUAGAGACGCUCUGGCAAGAGGAGGACGACAUGGACGACGCCGUUGCGAAAAGGAGUGUAAUAGACCCAGAAAGCCAACAACAAGAGAUGCGGGACGCCACGAUCAGGGCGAAGGCGAAGGCAGCGCUGGUCCUCGCUGGGAUUGAGACGAUGGGGAAAUUAGUCACUAAUGGUACCCCUGGCGCUGGCGGCGCUUCUCGCGGUGUCACGGAGGUUACUGCUGCUACGCAUGAAGCUGGCACGGAAGCCGCCCGUGCUGACGACAACAUCCCGACCGACUACCCGCUCCGAUCGGUAGGAGGGUUUAUGAAUGCUGCUGCGGGUGAGGCCGAGCUCGUCCAAAGGAGGAGGGCCAGGCGGGUACAGCCUUUGCGAACGAUGGAGAGUGUCGAGAAAUCCCGGGCGCACAUAGAGGCGGAGCAGCCUACUAAGUCUGGAGGUACUAUGGCGGAAGAGAGCAGUGGCGCUCUCACUCUAGUAGUGGUAAAGCUUACCAGAGGAGAGACGGUGAUGAAGGGGUGUCACUGCGGGGUGGUGUUUCACUGGGAGACUGGUUAUGAUUGA
This is a messenger RNA of Sordaria macrospora k-hell, 660 nucleotides long. RefSeq lists its product as uncharacterized. NCBI's taxonomy places the organism in Eukaryota, Fungi, Ascomycota, Sordariomycetes, Sordariales, Sordariaceae. The record is from RefSeq and is a predicted model, not a curated record.